UGGCAGCUGGAUGUCCUUCUCUGACCCAGGUUCAGAGUAGGUGACUCGAGUUGUGUGUGUCUGGGUUCUCAGUCAGCUGCUGUCACAGUGAAUGUGUAGUGGAGGAUUUGUCAUCUUCUUGCUUUCCUUCAAGAAGUAAUAGUGGGUCCAAAGACAUGGCUUUAUUGAUGGAGCAUCAAUUCAGACAGCUGCCAGCUGACAGACAGGUGGAAACGAGGCCAUUUCUGGAGUCUGUUUCAUACCUUCCACCAUUCUUUGAUUGCCUUGGCUCAACAAUUUUUGCCCCAAUGAAGGCCGACAUAUCUGGUAACAUUACAAAAAUCAAAGCAAUUUAUGAUACCAAUCCUGGACGGUUUAAGACACUCCAGAUGAUUUUGGAGGCAGAGAAGGAUAUGCAUGGAGGAGAAUGGCCCAAAGUUGGAGCAACAGUGGCACUCAUGUGGCUGAAAAGGGGUCUUAAAUUCAUUCAGGUUUUCCUUCAAAGCCUGGUGGAUGGUGAAAAGGAUGACAACAACCCAAACCUCAUUAGAGUCAACAUCACAAAAGCCUAUGAAAUUUCUCUUAGAAAGUAUCAUGGCUGGUUUGUGCAACAACUCUUCAAGGCUGCCCUUUUUGCUGCUCCUUAUAAGUCCGAUUUCCUGAAGGCUCUAUCCAAGGGUCGGGAUGUAAAGGAGGAGGAAUGCCUGGAGAAAAUAAAAAAAUUCCUCAUUAACUUCUCUGCCACAGUUGAUGCUAUUUAUGAUAUCUUUAACAAAAUGAAUGCUGAUCUUGAGUACAAGGUGUGA
Menidia menidia (Atlantic silverside) is the source of this 785-nucleotide messenger RNA. NCBI's taxonomy places the organism in Eukaryota, Metazoa, Chordata, Actinopteri, Atheriniformes, Atherinopsidae. The record is from the annotation of a GenBank genome assembly.